AUGUUACAAAGAAAUUAUGCAAACGAGCAGCAGAACCAAGAACGACGGAGGAGUAAAAGGCAAAUUGAGAGGCAACAGCAGCGGAGAAAAACGAUGGGGGCACGUCGAGGCAAGAGUGAUAAUGAGGCGACAAUAGAAAACAUGCAUCCUAACGAACGAGUGAAUCGCGAACAAAGGGGAGACAUAGAGCAGAUCCCAAGUGAAAGCAAUAGUAAACGAAUUACACGGCAAUGGAAACCGAAAAUGAAGCGAGCAAGGAGUGAGAAGCGACAAAUGAUAGACAACCGAAAUGCGGAGACCGAAAGCGCAAUGAAGCGCAGACCGUUAAGCGAAGCUAACGGAUACAAAUUAAAUGCGAACGUCAAUACAGUUAAUAUAGUUGUAGACGCGAUGAAAACAACGAACAUAAGCGAAAAUAUUAGUGAAGGAAGAAUGACGCGUAGCGAGAAACGGAAGCAGCAACGGAUAGCAGAAAUGCGAGAGGUAGAAGCUCAGCGAAAAAUUCGUAACAGAUCCGAGAUGCAAGCGGACGUGAUGACAAUGGAGCAAAAACGCGAAAACAUCGUGGUGACGGAUCAAACGAAGCGAGCGGUUGCAGAAACAACUAAAGCGAGCGAAACCCCGAAGAAAGUGUCAAGGAUGUAUUCAUUGAGUGAUAGUAAGAAACGUCAAUGCAAUGUACCGAGCGAGAAACCAAAAGACGGUGAGUGGUGCGAACCGAGCAAUAAGGAGAAGGACGCGAUAAGGAGUAAGAAUGAAAAAGGUACCAGCUUAGUGAAGCGCCAAUCAGAUGCGAAACCCUGCGAUCACGUGACAAUAUUCAAACAACGAGAUAGGUCAAGGACGAAUACGGAACGAAAGGCGGAGACUCCGAGCGAAUUAACCGAGAGUAAACAGAGACAAGCGGUUAAUAUAGAAAAAGAGACAGCGAAGACGACGGAAAAGUACGAAUCGACAAAAAGCGUGGAAUCCAGCGAAGACACGAAAAACGCGAGACGCGGGGAGACCGAGCAGAGGGGAGCAGCCCGUAGAGAAGGGAAUACAGCGCAACAGUCCCAAUUACUUGCGAUCAGGCAACCACAGCAGCAACGUACAGUGCCAGAGGUAAUAGUGACAGUAGAAGAACAAAAAACGUGUAAGAUGGAGACGCGUGAUGAUGAUAAUCGUGAGGAGCGCGAGUGGCAGACCAAACAAUUACGGAAAAAAUUGGCGGAACGCGAACGUGCGGUGGCGGCACGUAUGCACGCGUACGCGAAUCGAGCCGACGCGUAUAGUGAAAGAUGGCGUAAAGUGCAGCAGGAUGAAGAGCGAAUGGACGAGCUCGAAAAACGCGAGUUUCCGGAAAUUGAACAAUCGCGUGAAACACGGGAAUCCGUGACGCAGUUCCCUACGGGGCCAUUUGCGGAAGACACGUACGAAAUUACGUACGAGUAUCGUGGCGGUCAAGUGAGACGUACGGCGGUCGAAUUAAAAUCGGGAAACGUGUGUCAGAGUACAACGCAGGCGGCUGCGAUUGAGGACAUUCCGCGAUGGGCGAGUGCGUCCACGUUGCGAAACGAGUGUGAGGAGGAGAUGCAGGAGCGAGAACAAGUGUCGGACAGAGCGUCUGAAAUAACAUUAAUAGAUUUGCGAUCAGACGACGACGACGAGGCGUUACAGCAAACCAUCAAUAUGGACAAGGACGUAAUGUGUAGUGCCGAUACACGAGAACUAAGUGACAGUGAGCAAAGAGAACGCGAAAUCGUGCAACGGGACAAUCGUGAGAAUAUAAGCACGGCGAACGAGUUGCAGAGAGAGGUGACAGAGACACAACCAUCUGUGCUUGCGGGAGAGACUCAAAUAGCCGCGUGUGAAUAUGAGUGUGUAACACCAACGGAGGAAAUAAAUGUAACAGAGACAUCAAAUGUAAUGAUCAAUUCGAUCAGAGCAUCACAGGAGAACGGUAGCGAGGACGAGCGAUCAACCGAACUCCGUUCAUCAAUUCUACCGGAAAUAUCUAUGGCUCAGAUCGAGCGGAUGCCCGAAUUGGAGGCAUUACUGAAUUUGGCGCAGGACGUAGCAAACGAGGAGGCAGUGGCGACAGCCGAGGAAACACUGGCUGGUCCAAAUGAGCGAGAGCGAAUAAUGAGUAGCGAAAGCGAGGGCGAAAAAUCGUCAGAGCUGCGUGAAGUUAAAAAUCGCAGCCGAAAGAAGUCAAACAAACGGCGAAAAUCAACAGAAGCUAAAGCGAGCCAGGAGGAGGAGAAUACGCGGGCACCGAAGUGGACAUCGAGGGGCAGAUUUGCCUCCGAACGGAAGCGCACCAGGAAGGUCGCCAAGGCAGUUAAGAAGGCGUCAGAGGGCGAGCAGGCGACAACCAACGCUGAGAUGGCGACGCGAGAAAACGUCGAUGAGCAGCGGAAGGUCGCAGGUACUAGUAAGCAGUAG
Molecule: messenger RNA, 2427 nt
Organism: Cyphomyrmex costatus
Lineage: Eukaryota; Metazoa; Arthropoda; Insecta; Hymenoptera; Formicidae
Product: trichohyalin-like
Exons: 2
Coding region: 1-2427 (808 amino acids)
Source: RefSeq, a predicted model, not a curated record